GGUUUAGGAGCCUUUGCUGUGGACGGAGACGGGGACGUGAGCGGCUAUUGAAGGCGGCCAGGGUGCAGGUGAGCCCCCCCCCCCCCCGCUCGGUGUGUGGGUUGAGCUUCGAGGGGCUGAGCUUUAAUGGAGGACCACAUGAUGGGGCACAACAAGGAGAAGCGUUAUGAGUGCGACGUAUGUGGCAAGGACUGGCAGAGCCCGAGCGAGCUGGAGAUCCACCGGUGGGUGCACACGGGAGAACAUCCCUUCAACUGCUCGGAUUGCGGCAAGACUUUCAAGGCGGCGAAUGUCCUUAAGGCCCACCGGCAAGUGCACAGGGGCGAGAAGCCCUAUGGCUGCUCCACAUGCGGCAAGAGCUUUACCCAGUUGUCAGGGAUGCGGGUGCACCAGCGGGUGCACAGCAGUGAGCGGCCCUUCACCUGCUCCGACUGCGUCAAAGGCUUCAAAUCGUCCAAGGACCUGAAGGUGCACAGGCGGCUGCAUACCGGGGAGCGGCCCUACACCUGUGCCCAGUGUGGCAAGGGCUUCACCAAGUCCAGCAGCCUCCUGCAGCACCAGCGCACACACAUCGGCGAGUGCCCCUACAGCUGUGCCCAGUGUGGCAUCGGCUUCACCCAGUCCAGCAAACUGCUGCAGCACCUGCGCACCCACACCGGCGAACGCCCCUACACCUGUGCCCAGUGCGGCAUGGGCUUCACCCAAUCCAGCAGCCUGCUGCAGCACCAGCGCACCCACACCGGCGAGCGCCCUUACACUUGCGCCCAGUGUGGCAAGGGCUUCUCCCAAUCCAGCAACCUGCUUGUGCACCAGCGCUCCCACACCGGCGAGCGCCCCUACACCUCUAUCCAGUGCGGCAAGGGCUUCACCCACUCCAGCAACUUGCUGGAGCACCAGUGCAACCACACCAGCGAGCGGUCCUACACCUGUGCCCAGUGCGGCAAGGGCUUCAGCAACUCCACCCGGCUGCUGUUCCACCAGUGGGUGCACGCCGGUGACAGUCCCGUCCCAGCCCGGUGUGUGGCGAGCACACCAGUGGCCAGCCCUACGACUGCCCGUACUGUGGUGAGUCGUUUGACUGCUCGCGUGGGUUGCGGCAGCACCAGCGGUCCCAUGCUGGCGAGCAGCUGAUCCCUCUGUGACGAGAGCAUGGGGGCUGCGGGAGCACCAACGGAAACACACCAGAGAGAGACCCUCGUGUGC
Molecule: messenger RNA, 1203 nt
Organism: Amblyraja radiata (thorny skate)
Lineage: Eukaryota; Metazoa; Chordata; Chondrichthyes; Rajiformes; Rajidae
Product: zinc finger protein 239-like
Exons: 2
Coding region: 127-1131 (334 amino acids)
Biological process (GO): regulation of transcription by RNA polymerase II
Cellular component (GO): nucleus
Molecular function (GO): RNA polymerase II cis-regulatory region sequence-specific DNA binding; DNA-binding transcription factor activity, RNA polymerase II-specific
Source: RefSeq, a predicted model, not a curated record